GUGCAAUCCACGAAAUUUGCGCUGCGACCAAAACACACGCACGUCACCACCAGCCACGAAGUACUUACAUGAAGCUCAUCAUCGACGUGCCCUUCCUAGCUGACGGUGCGGUGACCAUGGUGUGGGACAUCAAGCACACCAUCUUUCUCGCGAUCAUCGUGUACAUGUGCACACACCACCUCGUGACACCGCUCGUGUGGGCAGUCACGAUGCUUCUCGGCCUCGUCGGCCACUAUCUCUUUGCACGAAGCGGUAGCCGCACCACGGACGACGACAAUGAGGUUGGAUCGACGAAAGGGGAUGCAGCGAUGCUACCCGACACUACCAUCGUGGUCUCCGGUGGAACCAGUGCGAUCGUCGGGACGACCACAUGCCACGGCGACAACCCGAAGCGCAUGUUCUACUCGCUGAGCAUCUCGCCGGCCCAGGGCUUGCCAUGGACCAUCGAACGCAGCUACAAGGAGUUCCGGACGCUGUACCACGCCCUGUUUCGGGACCGGAGCAUCAUCUCCCGCCGCAGUUCAUUGUCGUUCAGCAGCCGUGGAAGCAUGGAUCAAAGCAGAGGUAAUCCUCCGUCGUUUCCCAAACGAAUGGCCGUGCGCUGCUUUGUCAACCAGGCCAAACGCACCCAAGGACUGGCGACGUUUCUUCAAUUUCUCGUCCAUGACGACCAGUUGUCGCAGGACCCUCGCGUCGUCGACUUCCUUGGCGUGCACUCGCCACUGAAGCGCGUCCAGCAACCAGAGCCAGCUCUGCCAAAGGUGGCAUGGACCAGUCCUCGUCAUAUUGCGGCGGAAGAGGCGGCCAUGGCGCUCUUGACCGACGACGAGCGCUCCAAAAUCGAACCAUUGCAUGCGGAUGUGGCAAAGCUCAACGAUGCACUCGUCAGCCGUCGGUUGGUUCUCUUGCGGUACGUUUCGAAUCAUGCGUGGGACAUGGAGGCCACCAAGGCGCGAGUGCAAUCUGCGAUCGAAUGGCGAAAAACAGCGUUGCCCACGUUUGACCGCACGUUGCUGCAGAACGAACUGCAAACGGGCAAAAUGUACGUGGCUGAUUUUUGCGACUUCAACUUGAACGCGGUGAUCGUCGUCCGAUUGCACUUGGAAAACUCGUUUCCGCAAGCCAACUAUAUGCUCAACGCCAUGUACACCAUGGAGCGAGCUUUGUUACAUGCGUCGCCUGUGCACCGCGUGACGGUGGUGAUUGAUUUCUCGCAGUGGCAAUUCAAGCACGGGCCAGAGCAGGGCAUUUUUCUCACCUUCGUCAAGAUGAUGGAGGCGCAGUACCUGUUGCAUGUGGACCGCGUGGUAUUGUUUGAUUUGCCGUGGUACAUGACUCAAGGCUACAACAUGAUGAAGCUGUUCUUCAAUCCGAUCACGCGAAGCAAAUUAGUGCUCGCAAAGACCACGGACCUAGCGCCAAUCCAAAACCUGGUUGACACUGCCCGAUUACUGCAGCAUGUGGGCCAAGGCGCGACGUUCCCAUUCAACGUCGACACUUAUUUGAAUUCGGUGGGGGUGCCCGCCCCCCCUGAGGACGACGGGAAGACUGUAUCAACGAGUUGAGACGUAGAAACAACAAACGGAUGCCGCGGUCGACAGCAAGACGGCAGCUAUCGCCGUUCGUGGCCACGUAGAGAAAGAAUAAGUUAGUGAGCCGAAUGAUGAUUUAGUUUCAGUAUA
This is a messenger RNA of Aphanomyces astaci, 1682 nucleotides long. RefSeq lists its product as hypothetical. Lineage: Eukaryota; Oomycota; Saprolegniomycetes; Saprolegniales; Verrucalvaceae. The transcript has 5 exons. Bases 69 to 1565 code for a protein of 498 amino acids. The record is from RefSeq and is a predicted model, not a curated record. Gene Ontology annotation, molecular function: phosphatidylinositol binding; phosphatidylinositol transfer activity.